Eurytemora carolleeae is the source of this 739-nucleotide messenger RNA. RefSeq lists its product as uncharacterized. Bases 31 to 672 code for a protein of 213 amino acids. The transcript has 9 exons. Lineage: Eukaryota; Metazoa; Arthropoda; Copepoda; Calanoida; Temoridae. The record is from RefSeq and is a predicted model, not a curated record.
AAGAGAAAUAUAAUUUAUGUUCUAGAAAAAAUGAGAUUUCCGAUAAACAUCCUUAAAUCAAUCAAUCAACCAUUCCUCCUUGCACAGUGUCGUCAGUUGUCCCUGAGUUCCCCGCUAGCCUGCAGAAGCUCUGCAUUCAGAGAAGCAGAAGCAAAGUUAAAACGAACUGAUGAAGUGGACCCUGAUUGUCAACUUGUUUACAGAUUACCAAUAGGAAGGUACACUACGUACGGAAAGUUUGCUUGUUACUUUGCAACUGCUAUUGGAUCAUUAGGUUUGAUUCAAGAAUAUCUUGUCCCCACACAGUUCCUUCACAUAACCAGCAGUUUUUCGUUGCUGCAGAGUGGAGACAUGAUAACUUUCUCUUUGAUUUGCUAUGUACACUCAAUUCUAAUCUUUUAUGUACUAUAUAAAGUACCCAUAAGGAUGUAUUAUAGCUCUAGAAGCAAAGAGUUUACUGCAAUAUUAGAAUCUCCUUACCCUGGAAAAUACAGAAGGAUGCGAAUACCUGAGAAGAGUGUGGAUAGAUAUAUUGUUAAAUCUUUUAACCAAUAUAUGCAUAAACCACCGGGCAACACCACCAUUAUCAUUCAUAAAAACUUUUUCAGGGUUCCACUGUACUACAACCAGCUACUGCUACCAAAGUAUACACAACUACACAGCGGGAUGUGAACACAUUUUUGACGCAUACGAAAAAUUUUUAAGAUUAUUAUUUAUGUUUUUUUUUGUAAAUUUCAGA